Messenger RNA from Letharia columbiana, 804 nucleotides. RefSeq lists its product as uncharacterized. The record is from RefSeq and is a predicted model, not a curated record. NCBI's taxonomy places the organism in Eukaryota, Fungi, Ascomycota, Lecanoromycetes, Lecanorales, Parmeliaceae. The coding region runs from base 1 to 804 and encodes 267 amino acids. The transcript has a single exon.
AUGACCAAUCUUGUGAACCUCGAUUCAUACACGCCCCCUAUUCCAAUACCGCCUGUGGCACCAAAUUUUGUUUUCUGCAAUGGCGCCUAUGGAACCGGCCUGCCACGUCGUGAAGCUUUGCAAGCUGGUAGUCUACUCCCACAAGGCACGCUGCCUGUCACGUACUCUGUUGGGGGACCAGAAAUAGAUGGUCUCGCGGCGAAUGUUUCGGUACUGCGACCGGCGUAUGAACUGCCAUUCCUAGAAUUUUAUGGUAGUGUGUUGAUAUCCGUCGACGUCGCCUCACCCGUCAGUAUCAGCAGAAUCAACGUUGUGCCCAAUGACAUAAGAGGAAUGGCAGCAUAUGUCGCCAAUGAAUGUCUAGGGCGUUACGGAGUGGGAGGAUUUGUCACGAAAAAAAUCCAAGGACUGGUGGACUUCGUCACGGAUCCAACAUCGAAUAUCGAUGCUCGGAUGUACCCCGACUCCACAGCUUUUCUCACCCUCACGGUGAGCAAUCGCCAAACCGCGCAUGCUUUUCCUGGAGACUAUGACCCACAGUUGGCGUUCUUCCUGCGGAACGCUGAGAUAGAUGCUUUAAGCCGGGUGCACUCUCGCUACCAUUUCGUGAUUGCGAAUCGUAUAGAGAAAUUUGCGAUUGCUGAAUCACGCAUGCGCAGGCUGGAAACAGAAGUCCCAUGGUGGGACGGAUGGUUGGUGCAAGGAAACAGGACCGCGAUUGCCGGUUUUCAGGUCGUCAACGUGACUACCGAGGGAAGAGCGACCGCUCGUCGAAGAAAGAGGGUUUCAGGACCGUUGCGUUGA